CUCCCAAGUCGUCGUUUCGCAGCGGCGAAGUGUAGACGUUAUAUACAUACAGAACAUACAUCGCCAGAGGGAAAGGAGAAAGAGAGGAGGGUACACGCACGGGCGUAUACCCCGUCGACGAUAAGCUCAAGCCAAACGGCAGUCUGGUUUGAGAGAGCCAAGUGUGUAGAAACUGGUCGCACGGCACACGUCUCCUCUCUCUCUCUCUCUCUCCCAUUGAGACGAUCUUUCGCUUUCUCGAGACGUCUGUCUCUUUCUCACUCCCUACCAAUAAUAUUUUGUGUCUGUCCCGUCUGCCUGCUUGUCGUGUGUUUGUGUAUAGCCUCGUCAACGGGAUCACUUGUCAUUCGUGCACGGCAACGCGAUACAAUAUACGCGCUCGCUGUAUAGAAGGAAAAAAAGCGACGAAAGAGGAUAAUCUUGUCGCGUAUUCACCGACGAGUGACCGCGUGCAGUGCCGUUUUUAAUUAUAAAGCACCCAGUGUUGUACUUUAGAGCCGCGACGAAGCGGCUCUAAGAUCCUCUUCGCUAAGAAGAUGGCGGACGUCGAGCUCAACAUCGACAGCCUCAUUCAGAGGCUCUUAGAAGUAUACCAGGCUCAAAAAGAAAAUCAAAAUGAACCAGUUCAGAUUCAAAUUGAGAAACCGAAGAAAGCAAAGUUUAAAGAUAUAUUUUCUUCAGACUCGCGUGUAAGAGGAUGUCGUCCAGGAAAAUCAGUCAUCAUGACAGAAGCAGAAGUGCGUGGGCUUUGUUUAAAAUCCAGGGAAAUUUUCCUCCAACAACCAAUCCUUUUGGAACUUGAAGCACCAUUAAAAAUUUGUGGAGACAUUCAUGGUCAAUACACAGAUCUUCUAAGACUAUUUGAAUAUGGAUGUUUUCCACCAGAAGCAAACUAUCUGUUUCUUGGUGAUUAUGUAGACAGAGGCAAACAAUCAUUGGAAACAAUAUGUCUUUUAUUGGCUUACAAAAUCAAAUACCCAGAAAAUUUCUUCCUUUUAAGAGGCAAUCAUGAAUGUGCAAGCAUAAACAGGAUAUAUGGUUUCUAUGAUGAAUGCAAGCGCAGGUACAAUAUCAAGCUGUGGAAAACUUUCACAGAUUGUUUUAAUUGCUUACCCAUUGCUGCUAUUAUCGAUGAAAAAAUAUUCUGUUGCCAUGGUGGACUUAGUCCUGAUCUCCAGGGAAUGGAACAAAUUAGAAGAAUUAUGCGCCCAACAGAUGUACCUGAUACUGGUCUUCUUUGUGAUUUACUUUGGUCUGAUCCUGAUAAGGAUGUGCAGGGCUGGGGCGAGAAUGAUAGAGGAGUCAGUUUCACCUUCGGCCCGGACGUGGUAUCAAAGUUCCUCAAUCGUCACGACAUGGACUUGAUAUGCCGAGCGCAUCAAGUCGUUGAAGAUGGAUACGAGUUCUUUGCAAAACGUCAACUUGUCACUCUGUUCUCAGCUCCGAAUUACUGCGGCGAGUUCGACAAUGCCGGAGGCAUGAUGAGCGUUGACGAAACUCUCAUGUGCAGUUUCCAGAUUCUGAAACCAUCGGAAAAGAAAGCCAAGUAUCAAUAUGGUGGCAUGAAUGCUGGGCAGACUGGCAGUCGACCAUCGACUCCACAAAGGAACCCAGCUAAGAAAAAAUGACCACCUACGGCCGAACCUGCAUAGCCGAUAACACUGGCGUUCUAAAAUUAUUGUGGAACGCCCUACUACCAAACUCUCAGUUAUGAUUCUUCAAGUUUACAUAAUAAAAUUUAGCCACUUCCUCAAAAAUACAUUUUAUUCAUAUCUCUGCGAGCAUCUUCUAAUUCUACAUUGUUAAUUCAUUGUUACAUUCACUUUGAUCACAUGAAAAGAGUGUAACAGUGUGAGUGGCUUGUCCCUUACAUUAAACUUUCAUCACACUUACUAUUCAUCCAUAAAAUAAUUUUUUAUUAUCUCGCAAUUUAGUUUUAUCAAUUGUCAUGUUUUUGUUUGUAUACAACUUUCAAACUGAUCAGUAAUAUUUGCACGCUUUAAUACUUCGGCCACUGAUAUCUUUUAAUGCAAAAAACGAAUUUACGUUUGUUUGCUUUAUAAAAUAAUUAUCAAAAGUAGUAAACGUAUAUUUUUAUUUAUUUUUAAGUGCAUUUAUUAUGCACAAACGUGACUUUAAUUUUAUUCUUUCGCUCAUUUGUCAUCAUAAUGUUCACCUUUAUCAUCAUUAGAUUUGGAAUUUUUGAUUAUACUUUAAGACUACUGAAGUUCAGUGAUCAAUAUUGCCUUGAAGGUUGUUAGUUUAGUUGAAAAUAUUUUUAAUUAAUAAAUGAUGAAUGUGGUCUUACAGAAAAACAAUUUCGAAGAUAUACUAAGUCUUUAAAGUGCAUUAAUUGAGAAAAUUAUGUAAAAGUUAAAAAAUUAACUCGCAACGUCGCAAAGAAAUGUUCUCAUGAUUCAAAAAUGUGGUAGUAACUAAAUGGUCAAUAAUAAUUAUGUUUACGCUGAUUUAAUUAAAAUAUUGUUGUCAACUCUGCUCUUGUGACCUAUAUGUUCUGUAAGUCCAGCUUUUUUUAAUAAUAUAAGGAAGAAGAUCAUGGGUAGAAUUAUUAAAAUUAACUAUUUUUGAUAUGUUAUUGCUUGAAAUGAUAUGAUUCUUUUAAACUUGAAUAUCAAAACUUUUGAUGAUUUUUCGUCAAAAGAAAUUUUAAUUGUAAAAUAAUUCUUAUAAAUAAAUAUUAUUUAUAUUUUUUUAAAAUACUGCAACGCAAAAUGUGAAACAGAAAUACUGUUGUUUGUAUAAAUUAUUUUGAAACAUUUGAUAAAGGGUGACAGUGGUAAUUGUUCUGUGGGUACUAUCAAAAUUUUCAUCUAAAAUGGCUAGAAUAUUCAGUUAACAAUAGUUGUGAAAAAAUUUCUGGCAGGCUAAUGUAUCAUGUAAAAACUUAUGACUAUCAAUUAAAAAUAAAUGUAUCGAAGAAAGUAAAUGCGAGCUAGAAAGACAAAAGAUGAAAAAGAAUUUUAGUAGAUAUAUUGAAAAUAAUAAAUUGCAUACGAAAAUCAGGGAACGUGAGCAUUAGAAAUAAAUUUGCUUUAUUUACGUUGUUAAGCAAUAGCAUUUCGCAAGAACGACGCAGUCUUCCUUGGAGUAAAUCCAUUAUAUUUAACAAUCAGUUAUACAAGAUCACUCAAAAAUGCAUUUAAAUUUCUGGUACUCGUUGAGUUUUUAUUUUCUUUUAAAAAGUUUUUACUAUUUCUACUAUUGAGAAUUUACGCAUCUUAUCAUUAUUGAUAAACGUAAAAUAAUGAUAUAGUGAAUAUGAACUAUACGUAAAGUACGAAGUAUAAUGUCGUUCAGCAUAUGUUUAAUCUAAUACAUUUUCUAUAACUAGCCACAUCAAUGAAUAAGAUAAUAUUGUUGUGUGCCUUGUUCCCUGAUGAUGCGAUUGACUGUAUUCUGAAAGAAGAAAAGUCUAGAAAAGAACAGAAAAAGAGAUGUAUAGAAAAUAAAGUAUAUACGAAGAAAUUACGUAAACGAUAUUUUUCCAUUGUAAUAAACUGUAAUUGCAACGUAUUAAUUAUCUCAUGCCUUUGAAAAGUUCACUAUUUUGUAGUUUCAAUGAAAUCGAAAAAGACAAUGUGAAUUACAACUAACAGGUGGAUUCAUUAUAGAUUUUCGUAAUGUAAAAGUCAUGCUGAGAUUAAUGUCUCAGUAUUUCAACUAGACGAGCGAUAACUGUCACAACUAUAAAGCUGUCUGUAACAUUUUUCGGACUUGUCUACACAAUUUAGUAAAGUCGUCAAAAACUCAACAAGUUGAUGUGAAAUACAAAUCAUGAUACUUACUAAAUAAUAACGUCAAAAUUAUUGCUUCUAAAGUUUCUUUCAGUGAUUGACACGUAAAAUUGCGUAGGUUGGACUUUAUUUAGAGUUAUAGGUGUAUAGUUCAACUUUAUUUGAUAUAUUAUUUUUAGAUUCAAAAGUCAAAAAUAAUUUUUGAAUCGUAUAUCUAAUUAUUUCAGUGCAAUUAUUAACGACUAUAUGUUGUCGACAUUUUUCGAUAAAACAUACUCGUUUUUUAUAAGUUGGAUUAAUUUUUUUCAAGAAUCUUCAAUAACAUUUUUUUCGUACUGAAUUAGACUAAAAUGAAAAGUGAAACUAGUUACUGAUAAAUUAUAAAAAGACAAUUUUCGAAAAUCAAUCAUUACGGAGUAGAAACGUGAGACUAUAAAAUUAAUUUAAAAAGUAUUAUUAAAAAGAGAUUAAAUGAAUUUGAAAAAUGCUGCAAUUAGCUGUGAAAAAUUUUAAAUGAAUUUACAAGUCAUAAAACUAUCGCGUUUGAAAAAUGCAGUUGAUAUGUUUGAAUGUGUGAUAUAUAAAAAGACGUGCUCACUGCGGUUUAAAAAACAUUACAACCACUUUCUUUUCAGUAAUAAUGAAUUUAAAAAAAUAACAAAACUUAAGUCAUAGGCUGUCUAACACACUAGAAUUGCGAAGAAAAUAUAAAAUUGAAAAAUACCGAUGAUAAUCGCGUUGUAGCUGAAUGCAUUUUUAAUUUUUGUUAAUAGUUUAAUCCGCGCGUAGAGUAUUAAUAGAAAUUUAAAUAUUUUGUCGUAGAGAGACUUAAUACGAAUGAGUUGAGAUUUCUAAAGAUUGAAAAAUGUGAAAUGUAAAAAAUUGCGAGAGUACGUGAACUGUUAUACUUCGUGAAAUGCAAAAUAAAGUGUGUAAUGAGAAAGUCAAUGGUGUAUGAAUAUCCUCAUGAUCUAUCGUCUUUGAGAUAAAAAUUGAAUAAACGUG
Molecule: messenger RNA, 4760 nt
Organism: Trichogramma pretiosum
Lineage: Eukaryota; Metazoa; Arthropoda; Insecta; Hymenoptera; Trichogrammatidae
Product: serine/threonine-protein phosphatase PP1-beta catalytic subunit
Exons: 7
Coding region: 537-1628 (363 amino acids)
Cellular component (GO): cytoplasm; nucleus
Molecular function (GO): protein serine/threonine phosphatase activity
Source: RefSeq, a predicted model, not a curated record